GAUUCUACUCAAGAACGUGAGGGUAAUAAAGAAAACAAUGCAUUUCUCUUAACUAAAAAACCAGAGUCUCACAAAUUAUCUAUGAAGGAUUUUAAAGUUGGUCAUGAGAUCGGAAAAGGUAAAUACGGACGCGUUCAUUUAGCUACAGACAAAUCGAGUGGAUAUAUCGUUGCUCUAAAGAUGUUGUUAAAACAAGAGUUAAAUCAUAGUAAACUCUUACAACAGUUAGAACGUGAAGUUGAAAUUCAAGGAAAUCUAAAUCAUUCUAAUAUCAUUAAAUUAUAUGGAUAUUUUCAAGAUGAAAAACGAGUAGUUAUGGUUUUGGAAUGGGCUCCUUUUGGAACUUUGUACUCUCAACUUAAAAGACAUAAGCGAUUUGCUGAAAAACAAGCGUCAAGAUAUAUCGCACAGAUUGCCAAUGCGUUAACAUACAUUCAUGAAAAUCACAUAGUUCAUCGAGAUUUAAAACCAGAAAAUUUGUUAAUCGAUAAACAAGGAGACCUCAAAUUAGCAGAUUUUGGCUGGGCUACUUAUGUACAAGAUUUUACGAGUUCACCACUUAAAACUAUUUGUGGUACUUUGGAUUAUCUCGCACCUGAAAUGGCUAAACGUCAGACUUAUAACGAGAAGGUGGAUGUGUGGGCACUUGGAAUAAUAUGUUAUGAAUUAUUGGUUGGUACUCCUCCAUUUGAAUCAAUAGGUUUCCAUCCGACAAUCAAUAGGAUUAUAUUCGAUGAAGUAAUGAUCCCGGAUUAUUUAUCAAGAGAAGCGAGUGAUCUAAUCACAAGGUUAUUACAAAAGAACCCUGAGAACCGUCCUUCAAUGGAACAAGUUUUAAAUCAUCCAUGGAUCCGUAUUUAUAAGAGUUCAACAUCUCAAAGUAAAACACAACAAAAUUUAACUGCUAGAUCCACAAAAAUGAAGUUCUCCAAGAUUAACUAA
Messenger RNA from Funneliformis geosporum, 942 nucleotides. Lineage: Eukaryota; Fungi; Glomeromycota; Glomeromycetes; Glomerales; Glomeraceae. The record is from the annotation of a GenBank genome assembly.